ACCGCACCAAUCAUUUACAUCAAUCACCUUCAUUCUUUGGCAUGGCGUUAAUAAACCCUUUAAUCGAAACUUUCAAAUUGGGCAAAAUAUUACAAAUUUCUGUGCAUUCUGAUGAAAAUGAUCAAAAAAAUUUUGAAAGGGCUUCUCACCAAUGGCAGAGUUGCUUAAGCACACGUGUGGCACAGUUGAUUUUGCCAAAAGCCGUGGUUGGUAUCGAUGGCUCUUUCGAGAAUGUAAUUUGUAGUAAUGGAUUAUUUCGACAAGAAACGAUAAUUAACAUUCGGGAAAAUUCUUUCCCGUUUGACACUUCAGAGGCGGAAGCUUUCGAUAAAGCAUCGCCAAAAAUAAAACUUGUCGCAAAAGAGGCAGCUCAAUUCAUUGAUUCUAACAUAUCAACAACUAAUGAUUUUUUUGACUUAUACACUAAAGAGUUGGAGUGGUGCGGUUAUAAUGAUAUAUUCGUCAAGUGCGUAGAUUUAUAUCAUAAACAAGAUUUUUUCACAUUACUUCUUUUGGGAAUUUCAUCUUUAGAGAGGAUAUUGGGUGAUAUAAUAUUUUCCAUUCAUAAUGAUACAUUUAUUAUUCCAUCUCUUAUUCGUGACCUUCUUAUUGCUCAACCACUUGUUCCCUUGUUGGGAGAAGAUAUAAUUUUUUUCUUACGUUGUUUAAUUGGCCCCCCAAGUUCAAUGAAUCUGAGAAAUAUUCUUUGGCAUGGAUUUAUUAGUCCUAAUGAAUUUUUACCUAUUCCCGCUAAAUGGUACUGUGCUCUCGUUAUAGUAAUCACUCUAACUAUUUGUCAAAGAGUAAGGCUUUGUGGUUUGAUAGAUUCAUUAAAGAAAAGAGAUGGUGCAAAUUUUGAAGGUUUUUUUCAUUUAUCUCAACUCAACAUUAUUGCAGAAAAUAUCAUUAUUAGCGAUGAGAUUGAUAAAAUUUUUGAUCAAGAAUACGAACGUGUCAUGUUUAGUCAAUCUGUGCCACCUCAAUACCCUCAUUUACAUAUAUUAAAAAAUUUGCUUUACAAGAACUUUUUCAUAAUUUAUCAAACACAUUCAACCUGGUCUCUUGCACUUAACUUCUUAUCUUGUAAUCAGCGUAGAUUAGGUACUGUAGAAGUUGGUCAAUAUUUUUUAACCUUAGACAUUAUUUUGGAAGAAAAAGUUGCUUUGGCGUAUUAUGGUCUAGAAAAAGAAAUUGAGGACAAGGAACCUAAAAAUCAAAUUUACGAGGAGUUUGAAGGCGGUAUUAUGGAUCUUAUGCUUGAUCUUUUUGUUCAUAACGCUGGUCCUAAAUUAAGAGAUCGCAUAGCGCAUGGAGAGGCAAACUAUCUCAUCACAUCCAUAAAGUCUAACCCAUUAUAUGAAUAUUAUCUUUGUCUUUUAGUUGUUUUGUGGAAUAGAUAUAAAUCUAAAGCACUCAAUGACGUGAUCGAUAUUGAUGGCUCACAAUUUUUUAUAAACGAUGAAAUAAUACGAAAUUAUGAAAUUUGGAUAUCCAAUUAUAACUCUAGAUUCCACCCUAUCCCCUUGCUUUUGAAGGAAAGUACUAGGUUAAUAGUCAUUACCUGGAAUUGUUGGAAGAUUGCCCAUAUUAUAGAACAAAAUGGCAGGUUUACAUUAGGCGAUUGGUCAGAACUAAUUGAAGAUCAGAAAGAUAGUCUAUUCCAGCAGGAUUUUCUCAUGGCAAUUGCAAAAAUGGAAAAUAUAACAGAUGUUUUGCUUAUAUCCCGCGAAAAGUUAAAUAAAAUUAAAGAAAAGAGGUUCUUUAAUGAUAAAAAAUUUUAUUGGUGUCGCUUAAGUAUUACAAAAGAGGAUUUGAAAGUAAUUAAUCUAAGGCGAGUGGUGAUCAAGAAGGCCAUCUCUGGUAUGGAGAAACUUUGUGACAUUCUUAGGGCCCUACAUUCUUCAGCUUCUCUUUCUUCACGCAAACGCAAGAACACACAGAAUCUCUUUACUCUAUUUCCAUUAAUAAUGCAACAUCUAUAUUAUUCGUUGUUUAUUCUUGAUUAUGCUACUGAACACAAAUUUAUGUUAAGUAUAUUGAUAUUCGUUGAAAGGUGGUGUGGAUUUUGUGUAGAAGGGAAAUGGAAAAAUAUAAAUGAUGCAUUUGAUGAAUUAAUUAAACAUUUGAGAUAA
Molecule: messenger RNA, 2132 nt
Organism: Dentiscutata heterogama
Lineage: Eukaryota; Fungi; Glomeromycota; Glomeromycetes; Diversisporales; Gigasporaceae
Source: the annotation of a GenBank genome assembly